Messenger RNA from Pollicipes pollicipes, 2493 nucleotides. Its product is annotated as dihydropteridine reductase. The coding region runs from base 145 to 858 and encodes 237 amino acids. NCBI's taxonomy places the organism in Eukaryota, Metazoa, Arthropoda, Thecostraca, Pollicipedomorpha, Pollicipedidae. The transcript has 6 exons. Gene Ontology annotation, biological process: tetrahydrobiopterin biosynthetic process; L-phenylalanine catabolic process. The record is from RefSeq and is a predicted model, not a curated record. Gene Ontology annotation, cellular component: cytoplasm. Gene Ontology annotation, molecular function: NADH binding; 6,7-dihydropteridine reductase activity; NADPH binding.
ACGCCGCGCGUAACGACUGCAUGCGGCAGCUUUUGGCGGUACGGGCAUCGGAUUGAGGCACGUAGAUUCUGCGAUCGACGGGCUGGGUCGAGGAAGAUAGCGGUGGAAGAUUUCUUGCUGACGGUAUUAAAAAAGGAUUUAAACAUGGGGUCGGUAAAAAAAGUGCUGGUGUAUGGUGGAAAGGGAGCUCUUGGCUCUACCUGUGUCAGCACUUUCAAGUCCAAGAACUGGUGGGUGGGCUGUGUGGACCUGGCACCCAACGAGGAAGCGGAUGUGAACGUGCUGGUGAAGCCGACCGAUUCGUGGGAGGAGCAAAUGACGGCCGUGCUGGAUGGCGUCGAGGGCGCGCUGGCCGGCGAGAAGCUGGACGCCAUCUUCUGCUUGGCUGGCGGCUGGGCCGGCGGCAAUGCCAAGGCCAAGAACAUGGUCAAGAACUGUGACCUGAUGUGGAAGCAGAGCGUGUGGAGCUCGGCCAUCUCUGCCCACCUGGCGGCGCGCGCCCUGAAGGAGGGCGGGCUGCUGCAGCUGACCGGCGCCAAGCCGUCUCUCGGGGCCACCCCAGGCAUGCUGGGCUACGGUAUGGCGAAGGCGGCGGUGCACCAGCUGGUGCGGUCGCUGGGCGCCGAGGAGAGCGGCCUGCCGCCCGCCGCCACGGCGCUGGCGAUCCUGCCCGUCACGCUGGACACGCCCAUGAACCGCAAGUUCAUGCCGGACGCCGACCACACCAGCUGGACGCCGCUGGACUACGUGGCCGGACUGUUUGCGCAGUGGACUGAGACUGACGACCGCCCCAAAACAGGCAGUCUUGUGCAGCUGAUCACAAAGGAGGGCAAAACGGAGCUGAUCAACGCCGAGUAGUUGGUCACGGCACCGCUAUAUGGCAGUAGUGGCAUGCGCUGCUCGCUUGGUACGCGAAUGCUGCAUACUGACCGAUCUGAUCGAGUGAUUAAUGUCUGUUCGUCUUUGGCUGUCAUUUUUUAGCAUGUUGUGCUAUAACCUGUGCUCUGAUAGCGAUCAAGGACGUCGUCCAGCAAACACCCCGCAAUGUACGUGCAAUUUUCGUUUGGGAUCUGUGUUGGCUAGUUGAGGGCGAAAGAAUAGUUAAAAGUUGACAAAUAUUUCCGCGAAUAUUAACUGCCAUAUAAUGGUGCAAUAUGGACGAACCAACGACUGUUCAUUGGUUUAUAUUUUCUGAUGCUGGAAAUGGGUCCGAUGCAUUUGGCCGCCCAUAACAAGUAGCGCCGUUUUUUGUUUUUUUUUAGUCCGGCUCUAUAGAACAGGCUUGUUGGACGUGACAAGGGUGAGAAAUUUGCGAAAGGAGCAAAGACGGGAUAACCGGUGACGCGUUUCCAAGGUUGGACUGUUGACUAAUGUGCAGCUUGCCAUGCUCGCGGGAUAGGUUAGUGAGUUAGUAUGGUACGACACAGUGCAUCUCGUGCCAUUCCUGGGCCGGCAUUGUUCCCGCCGCCGCGGCGUAUUGGGUUACGUGUUUCAUCGCUGUCUUCGUCGAUAUGAAUGCAGCAUAUGGAGAUAACCGCAUGAAAGGCCCGAAGCCGGAGGCCGCCACUGAGUGCAACUUUUUGAUAAUUCUGCAUUUCGUUGAUGCUAUAGCACAGCUUGGCGGUGCCUAAAUGGAGAGCGUGUGGGAGACAUCGCUGCGGUAGCUCCUUGCGCCGCCAAUGAUGCGAAAGCUGUGCACUUUUGCGGCCGACCGGGUUACGUUGUUAUUUGAAAAGUACUCCAAGCUUUCGAAUAGCAACAAUCCACGUUGGCCAACGCGAGUCCUUUAUUGCUGCCGCAUCCUGCUUCUCGGCGGCGCCUUGGCCACAGCCAUCGUGCUUGUAGCGUCACGGGCAUGGACUCUGCACGCCAAUGUUAUUUACGGCCAAAAUUACGGCACGAUAUGAACACGUGGCAAGAGUGUCGUGCAGAAACAAAGGCCUCUGUCCGGUCCACUGCAAAUUAACGGUGGCCUUCGGCAGUGCACAAGGCACUAGUGUGUCAGUUUUGACAUUUCUUCGAAUUGCAAACUGAGAAUAAGCUUCAGAAGUAUGUGGCGAUGCUUGCCAUUUCGAUAAAAAAGAUGAAGUGGGUUGGUGGUCAAUAUCCAACAAAGAACUGAAAUGUUAUCUGAUUCACUCAGAAAAUUCGAAAGCCUAUUGAGAAGUAUCUGGUGCUUCUCGUGCAUGCGCCGCGACAAAACCCAAGCACGGAGUCUGGUCGCGUGUCGUUCAAACUUGACAUAGUUGUCUGGCUCACUUUGCAUGCAUUGCCGCAUCGUUCGCUGCCAGUCUCUUUACUAACAUGUUGUGGUGAUGGUCUUCCGUAGCUCUCGACGUGUGGCCCCGGCCGUCGCGCCGCGUAAUACUCAGAUGCAAGUGUUCGCCAGUAAUGUGUCAAUGUUGUGGUGUAUGCCUUGUCUAAUGGGACCAAGAACGAUGGCUGUUGGUGUCUGCUUCUGCACUGCGAAAAUAGCAGUGCGUGUAAUAAAUG